This is a messenger RNA of Alternaria infectoria, 1458 nucleotides long. RefSeq lists its product as uncharacterized. The transcript has a single exon. The coding region runs from base 1 to 1458 and encodes 485 amino acids. Lineage: Eukaryota; Fungi; Ascomycota; Dothideomycetes; Pleosporales; Pleosporaceae. Gene Ontology annotation, molecular function: glycosyltransferase activity. The record is from RefSeq and is a predicted model, not a curated record.
AUGCUAGACUUCUUCAACCCCGGCUGGGAGGUGGAGAUCGGUAGCGCAGAGGGGCAACUUACACACCGGAACGUGUUUCGUCGGAAAGUCGAUCCCAUCGUCAACGGAAUUACCGACAUGACCAAGUUCUCUCCGGUGACCGAGAUCAAAACCAAGACGCCGACAGUAACCAUGCUGUCUCACGUUUGGUUUGCGAAAGACAUCAAGACAGCUUUACUUGCGGCGGACAUCAUCACCAACGAAUGGGGUUUCAAAGACUACAAGCUCGAUAUCUACGGCGCUCUCAACAAAUCACCCGUCUACUCCUCCGAAUGUCAAGAGAUCUUGGCUUGCAAAGGUCUUGGACAAAAUGUAGCGAUGCGCGGCACUGCAGACCCAGCAAUGGUCCUUGCGAACACUUGGCUAUUCCUUAACUCCUCCGUGUCCGAAGGACUGCCGCUUGCGCUUGGAGAAGCGGCACUCACCGGAGCGCCAGUCGUCUGUACUGACGUUGGCGCAUCCCUGCGCGUGCUCACUGACCCUGAUGACGGUAAACGCUAUAGCGAAGUUGUGGCACCCAAUGACGCAUAUGGACUCGCACGUGCGCAGAUCAACUUACUCGCUAUGCUGGAUGAGUGGGCUCAAUACGCCGACGAUGGCGCUGGGGUAGCGGCACCAAUCUUACCUCACAAACCCACACCAAAAGACGUCGAGAUCAUCACGCGUCGGAUGUACGAGAAGUCUGAACAUCGAAGAAAGCUGGGGAUGAUGGCCCGCAGCAUUGUCCAGAAGUCUUUCGGUGGUGAACGCUACCUUCGCGAGCAUGAGCAGAUGCUCUGGAUAGGUAAAGCCUGCUACGAGAUGUUGGAUCUCGAGAAGCGAACACCACCUCCACGAAACCCAGCACGAAUGUUGUCGCUUCGUCGUAGCUUGCCACGACUGCAUCAGCGAGAUACUGCAUCAAGUCACGUGUUCGAUGCGCAGAUGGAGAAGAUGAUGCACCCGCGUCCCUACGCGCCGAGACGAACAUCAGCGACAACAUCAUUCUCGUCGGUAUAUAUCGACGAACCAUCGGGUUCCUCGUCGACAUACUCUGACCCCAUCUGGGAACAUGAGGAGUGGGAAUUGCACCAUGAUUCGCCCGAAUCAUCAGUCAAGUACGAAAACUCUGACACUGACGACUGGCCGUUACCAGCCAUAACCCGUCCGGCGAGAUCGUACUCGGGUGCUGGUGUUAACGCCAGCGCAGUUUCACUAGCUGCUAAAGGAAAGCGACCCGCCCGGUACUCGUACUACGGACAUGAAAGCAAUCGAGUCUUCAAACCUGCAUCACCGAACGCGAAAAUGGAUCCGAAGAGAGCGGUGCUCAUGCGUCAAAGUCUGGCGACGACGGAGAGUGCGCGGAGUAGUAUGAGGGCGAGGAGUCAUUUGAAUGAGGUGGAGCUUGCUGAGUAUGGGAAUGUUGAUGGGAGGCUGUGA